GACAAUACGAGAGCUAAGCAAGAAUCUCUUAUAGCUCUUAUCAUGUUUAUGUUCUCGACAUAAUGGAGACCGUGGAACUGCCAGAGGACGUUUCACUGAGGACACAGUUCACCGUCGAUGAUCUGGACAUAGAGAUAUUGCCGCUUAUUUAUGAAAUUAUUCGCAGCAUUGAAAAAGAUCCGCAUGACACUACGCAGAAGGCAAAAGAGUCACAGGACACCAGCCACAAGAUCCUAGAAUUACAGAAAAAGUUAGACUCAGCGAGAUCGCAGAUCAAAAGAUUACCAGGAAUUGAAUAUAGUAAAGAAGAACAAUUACAAAAACUCGAGACUUUGCGCAAACAAUUGAGAUUGAAGCGUGAAUUGCUGUUGAAGUAUCGUAACACGUGCACAUUUGAAAUACCGAAAGUGUAGACGUGCGCGUUUUAUACAUUUGUGAGAAAAUAUUGUGGAAAAAUAAUUUUCGAGAAUGCCUUUUUGGAGAGCUUUCUUCCGGUACUUAUUCCAUAAUGAAGACUUUAUCAAUAGACUAGCAGACUCCAAACCAA
Molecule: messenger RNA, 547 nt
Organism: Monomorium pharaonis (pharaoh ant)
Lineage: Eukaryota; Metazoa; Arthropoda; Insecta; Hymenoptera; Formicidae
Gene: MED9
Product: mediator of RNA polymerase II transcription subunit 9
Exons: 3
Coding region: 63-413 (116 amino acids)
Biological process (GO): regulation of transcription by RNA polymerase II
Cellular component (GO): mediator complex
Molecular function (GO): transcription coregulator activity
Source: RefSeq, a predicted model, not a curated record